Syngnathus typhle (broad-nosed pipefish) is the source of this 1120-nucleotide messenger RNA. RefSeq names its product hydroxysteroid (11-beta) dehydrogenase 1-like a (gene hsd11b1la). The record is from RefSeq and is a predicted model, not a curated record. Bases 100 to 954 code for a protein of 284 amino acids. NCBI's taxonomy places the organism in Eukaryota, Metazoa, Chordata, Actinopteri, Syngnathiformes, Syngnathidae. Gene Ontology annotation, molecular function: oxidoreductase activity. Gene Ontology annotation, cellular component: intracellular membrane-bounded organelle. The transcript is spliced from 6 exons.
AUAAAAUCUGCCCCAGAUAUUCCAUUCACUUCCCAUGCACGACAAUUUAGUCAGCUGGGUGUUUAUACUUAUUGACUUAUUUAAAUUAUAUUUUACAACAUGAAAACGUUGACCAAAGUCCUUCUGGCAAGUGUUACUGUGGCUCUGAUCGCCAUCAAGUGGAACGCGCCCACGUUCAAUGCAGAAUCUCUCCGAGGUGCCAGGGUCUUGGUGACCGGGGCGAGCACUGGUAUUGGCGAACAAAUGGCCUAUCACUACGCCAGUUUCGGCGCCCAGAUCGUCAUUACCGCAAGGAGGGAAAACGUCCUACAGCAGGUGGCGGAAAAGUGUCUGAGCAUGGGAGCGCAGAAGGCCCUGUACAUAUCAGCGGACAUGAGCAGUGACACUGACCCGGUGAGAGUGGUCGAUUUUGCUCUGGACCGUCUCGGAGGUCUGGACCACCUGGUUCUCAACCACAUUGGCUCAAGCCCCUUCAGCACGUGGGAGGGGGAUGUGGAGCACCUCAGGUGGCUGAUGAAGGUCAACUUCUUCAGUUACGCUCAGAUGGCCUGGAAAGCUCUCCCCUCCCUCGAGCAAAGCAAAGGCUCACUCAUCGUUGUUUCGUCGCUUUUAGGUAAAAUUACAAUUCCCUUUGUGGCUCCUUACGUGUCAACCAAGUUCGCCUUGAACGGUUUCUUUGGGACUCUUGUUCACGAGCUGGCCAUGAAGAGCAGCAACGUAUCGAUCUCCACCUGCACGCUGGGCCUCAUUGACACAGACUCAGCCAUGGAGAAAGUCAAGGACGUCAGUCACGUAUCCGCCUACCCAGCCAGUGAAGCGGCGUUGAACAUCAUCAAGACAGGAGCCACCAGACAGCGGGAGCUUUUCUACCCUUGGUUCACCUACAUCGUGACUCUUUUUAGAGAUUUCUUUCCCGGGGCCAGGGACUACCUGAUACAGAUGUCCUUCAACUAACUAAAAGUCAUGAACAAAUAUUUACAUCUGCCAUUACUUCCAGUGAUAUUUUAAGAUGCAUUCUUAUGCUUUACUGUUUUAAUGUCAUGUAUUCAACAUUCCGUGCUACUGUACAAAAAUAAAAACGAGCUGGCUUCUCUUGUUCCACAUUCAGCUCACAUCAAAA